GUAACCUCGCGGUGCAAAAUCCUACCCUCUAUCGACUAUGGCAACUUGUCGCAUAAGCCAUGGAGGAAGGAACACACGCGAACAUGUGGUGAACCAACUCGUACGCUACCAACUCGUCACAGGACAACUCGUACUCAGUUUGGGCCUUAUUUCCCAUGUGAUAAUGUCAGCACCAACUACAAUGACAAUGGGGGAACUGCCAGGAUUCUCCCUUCAUCUGGCCACCACCGCGAAGAUCAAGAGCUUUGAUGAAGCGUUUGAGGAGAAUAUGACAUGGCUACAAGAAGUGUUGGAAGACGCAAAGAAACAGUUUGGAAGAGAGGAAAUGGCUAUCUUUCCUAAGACCCCGGCCAUGAGGAGAAAACGCCAGCGAAUUCGAAGGGUAUCAGCCAUACACGAUGAAGAAACUGAGAAUCAACCGCCAGUUAGAAGAAAAAGAAGCAGCAGAGCAUCUAUUGUUGGUAAGACACGUCAAUCUCGUCAGUCAAUCGCACCGGUCAGGAGAAGUGCCCGUGCCUCGGCCCGAUCAACAGUCAUGACCCAAAAUGGCCGAUCUCGAUCGCGUACCUCAAAGAAAGUCCAGAUGUGCGAAAACAAUGUUGAAGCAAUGCAGGGUUUCAGUUCAUCUGAUACAAGCAGUUGCUCAGAGGAUGUCGAUGUUGCUGAGAAAGCUGCUGUGAAAGACGAGCCUAAACGAAGCACAGAUUCAGGGGUGAUCACGACUGCGGAGACACCAAAGGACACUGAGGAAGGCACCCAUGAAGUGGCACCUGCAGAUCUUGUAGAUGGCGUCAAAAGUAUCAAAGCUAAAGAUCGAUCCAGUCUUUCAAGUAUCAAACGAAAUGCUGUCUCAAAAACCAAACAGGAAUCAAAGAAAUUGCGACUGAACAGUGGCGAAGCGGUCUCUACUGUUUCGGAUAGCACCUCCUCUGAUGAGUGUGAAACAGUUAACAAGUCACAGUCAGUCACAGAGACGGCUUCUUCAUCAACCCCUGUCAAGAAGGAAGCAGAACAAGUUCAAGAAACAGUGACCAGACCUGAGUCUGCUGUAACGACAACGACAAAAACGGGACGGCCAAAGCGCAACAAUGCUGCUUCAAGGUACAAAGACCACGUCAAACGUCUCAUCAGCCAUCACGAGCACCUAAUAGCAGACGUGGUAUCCAGCUCCGAUGAUGAGUUCCAGUCUCCAAAACAUCAGCGAGUUUUGAGAGAGACAGUCCAGAAGCCCAAGCAACUGGUUCCGGUGAAGAAGAUACAGCAGAAGAAGAGGGUGGAGGAAGAAGUGGCAAGAAAGUCUCAGAAUAAACAGGAGGGUACAUCGGAAGAGAAAACUGAUGAUGAAGUUUUUGUCAGUCAGAUUGAUGAGAAAGUUCCUGAAUUAAAGAAAGAGGAAAGCCCAGAGAAGAUACAAAAGCAACCUUCACCCAAAUCUAGUCCUACCAUCCAGAAUUCAAUUCCUGAAACUGUGAAGAGUAAUGAAGUGACGCCUAUCAAAGAUGAAGACAAAACGGACUCAAAGGAACCACAUGUCAGUGAAUCUCAAGAUGUUGAGCAGCCACAAGAUUCCGUACCUGAAGUUGCAGAUGACGUGAAGAUGGAAGGAGAGCAACUGAGCAUAGUUGAAGAUAGCCUUGAUCAAUUUAGCAUUGCAGAGGACAGUCUCAACAAGAUAAAAACACCUGAAAACGACACCAAACAGCCAAGAGAAGUGAGUCCAAGUCAAGGCGAUAUGACCACCGACAGUCUUGACCAACAUAAUAUAACAGAAGAUAGCCUGGAUCACAAUGACAUCACUUGCGAUAGUCUCAACCAAUCUACAUCAAGAGGGCGCAUGACUCGUCAGAGUCUCCGCAAGAAUCUGUCUCAGUCUACACGACGCUCGUCAAUCGCAGUCAGUCGCUCUAAGAAGCGAUCUUCUGUGUACCAGCAUAGAACCUCCAUCAGGAAGUCCGUACGCCAAUCUCUGCGUAGUACCCGAGCCAGUACCAGGGCCAGUAUGAGACGAGCUACCAUGGAGCAGGUCCUUCAAGAGAACAGUGAAGAUGAUGCCCAAGAUGUUGUCAUGGAGGAGGUGCUUCAUGAAGAAGAUGCUACAAAUUCUCCCAAGGAAGAGAAAACCACAACCCCAAAGAGCGUGUCAACACAUCCACUAACCAUCAACCAAGAAACACAGCGGAUUACUAGGGCUGCCUCAAGGCUUGCAGGGAAACAACAGGAAUCAUCUCCCGAGAAGCAAGACACAUCCUCAGAUACUCCAAAGUCAAUGGAAUCUACACCAGACGACAAUGCUCAUGAUACUUCGUGUUCUUCCGAUGAAGAUAUUGUUAGCAAGACACCUUCACCGGAAUGCCCGCCAAACCAGGUUGUGCGACCCAGAGCAACAUUUCUAUCGUCUGGUAAGAAGGAAUCCAAAUACAUCAGCAAUCUCCAUGGAAUGGUAUCUUCAUUCAUCAAGAGAAACACACCACAGAAGCAAACAGCAACUGAGCGUCAGCAGGAAAUCAAGAAGAAUAUUCUGAAUAAGCAGAAACGAGACGAAGAGAUCCGACGGAAGCUGGAAGCUGAAAAGCAAAAGCAAAGAGAAUUGCAGAAAAAAAAACGCGAGGAGAGAAUCAAGAAGGUGACGGAGGCCCGCGAACGCCGCGCAGCCAUUCAGCAGCAGAAACGACUAGAGAUGGAACAGAAGCAACAACAGAUGAGCAAGCAGACGACCAGGAAGAUUGAGGAUAAGAAGCAGGAGGAGAUCAUGAGGAAACAGAUGCAGAACAAGAAGAAAGCAGAGGCUGAAGAAAGACGAAGACAAGAAGAACAAGCUAGGAUGAUCAAGAUGCAAGAACAGGAGGAAGAACAGAGACAGCAUCUGGAGAUGAUACAGCGUAAGAAGGAGUAUGAAGAGCAAGAGAGACAGCGUCGUAUUGAUGAAACAAGACGUCUGCAGGAGCAACGUCGAGCUGAGAUGGAGAGACAGAGACAAGAGGAGUUACAGAGACGAAGGGAGGCAGAACUAGCCAAGGAACGAGAGAUGCAACUACUCAAGGACGAACGAGAGCGCGAAAAGAAGGAAGAACUGGAACGUAAACGAGAGCAAGAGAGACGGGCAAGAGAGGAAGCCGUGGAGAAAGAAAGACGUAUCGAGGCCGAGAGGUUAGCUCGAGAAAAAGAGAGACAACAGGAUCAGAAACACCUUGCAGAUAUCAUGCAGAAGGAACGUGACCUCAGAGAAAAACAGCAGGAGCAAGCCGAACAUGAGAGAUUGAAGGCAUCCAUCUUGAAACACAACACCAGCGCCUGCAUGAAUACCAGCAGCUCAUGUCUAAAUACCACCGUCACUAAAGAUGGCUCACCUAAGAGCUAUGAUAUGACCCCACAGAGAGUACCGUUGCCUUCCACAUCUGAGAACUACAACAUUGAUGACUUGGAUAGCGGUGAUUCCACGGAUGAAGACGACCAUCCUAAGAAGACGAUACCAUCUUGGGCUCAAGGAGCUGGUUUGAAGGCAGGUUUGAUCAAGCAAUAUUACCAUCCACCACCCAACCUGGAGACAUUGUUUGGGCCUCUCCUACCGCCAGAUCUUACCAUCAUCUUUGCGAAGAAGAAACCGCGCUACAUGAAGAGAACCAGCUCAGCUGUGUGGGACUCGCCGUUACUGAAGGUGUGAAUAAAAAUGGGUACCGUCACUUUCCUUUACUCCAAACACUCUAACAAAGUAGCAGUUCGGGUCUAAUUGAUGAAAAUUCUUCCCGGAUGGAAAGCUGGGAGGAAGCGCUGAAUUGCAAGAGGCAGUUCUCACUUACUGUUAUGGGGCAAUCUGUAGUUUUGAGGUGUUUGACUUUGUUACGCAACAUUGUAAAGGUAACAGAUGUUUCAGAAGUUAAGGAUGAUGAACACGCUGAGCAGAACACUAGUAACUUCAGGUUCCUGGUCCUAUUAAUAAUACAUUGUCCUAGUAAAUUAUUCCUGACAUAUUUCUGAUGAAUUCUUCCCAGUAGAUAAAAAAAGGCCACACCAAAAACAGUCUAUCACCUUUUGAACAUCGUUAUAUUAAGAGUAAUUUGUGAGAAUAAAAUGCUUGUACAUUUUACUUUUGAUUGAAAGUUUUAACAUGCCAGUUUGAACUCUUUUUGUACGGUGAGCUAAUACAUCGACUUGUAAUGGCCCCCAUUAGAGACCAUGACCUAAUAUGUUUUCAUACCGGUUCAAACAUCAUAGUGCUUUGUUUUAUUAUUUCCAAUGAAGGCAAUUAAAUUUGUACACAAAAGGGUUUAUAGGUUUUGUUGUAAGUACAUGUAUAUGUAGAUGAAGUUAGUCUCAACUCAACAUUCGUGUGUCAGAGAUAUGUUUCUGAAAAAUCACUACAUUUGUUUUCAUUUUGGAAGGCAAUUUACCUUGGGAUUUUUGAUUGGAUAUUUAUAUGUGACAAAAAUGCUGAGUAAUCAUAAAGCCCAGUUCAUGCCAAUGCGAAGCGAAUUUGACGUCGUGAAACAUUCGCUACGAAAUUCGCCCGAGUUGAAAUGUGUUCAACUUUGGCGAAUUCGCAACACGAAUACUUGCCAUGACGUCACAGAUUCGCUUUUGCUUUCGCGCCGAAUAUGAACCGGGCUUAAUUGGGAAGAUGAAUAAUUGUAUGAACAAAGAUUGAUUAAAUAAUCCUCAUAAUCAUUAACCCUCCUUUUCAAAUGGAUGAAGCAGAUUCUCCUUCUCAGGGCAUUGUAUUCUAUUCUUGAUGUUCCUUUUGUCUGAAUUGUUCAUUUUCAAACCCUUUCCAAAUCCACUCUGUGGUACUCCUUUGGCAGAUUUAUUCUAUUUGAACAAAUGUGGACACCACAGUGAAUUGAUGGUGUUUGGUUGUACAGUACUGCAUCCAUCGAAAUCAUGCAGACGAUUGUGGCUGGUUAGUGUUCGAAGAGUGUAAAAUAAAUGAAAAUUUCAUUUGGGCGAUUUGUUGAUCUAA
Patiria miniata (bat star) is the source of this 4954-nucleotide messenger RNA. RefSeq names its product inner centromere protein A-like (gene incenp). Gene Ontology annotation, biological process: positive regulation of protein serine/threonine kinase activity; metaphase chromosome alignment; meiotic spindle midzone assembly. NCBI's taxonomy places the organism in Eukaryota, Metazoa, Echinodermata, Asteroidea, Valvatida, Asterinidae. The coding region runs from base 38 to 3661 and encodes 1207 amino acids. Gene Ontology annotation, cellular component: meiotic spindle midzone; midbody; chromosome passenger complex. Gene Ontology annotation, molecular function: protein serine/threonine kinase activator activity. The transcript has 14 exons. The record is from RefSeq and is a predicted model, not a curated record.